AUGGCUGUUGCGUGCCUGUGGCCCUUCCUUUGCUUCACAGUCGCCUCGGCUGUGAUUCACCACACAGCGCAGACUACCUCGAGCACGAGGGCCAAAUGGAAGGUGGAGGACGUGCCCAACCCAAUGAAGAAUCCCGAGCAAUGUGGUCUCAACGCUUCCGGGUAUAUUUGUGACCCAGACGGCAUGCUGACGAAUGACCAGCGACAAGGGAUUGAGCAGGCGCUGGUCAACAUCAGUCAGCAGACGCGCGUGGCUUGCCCCGACGGCAACCGCUCAUACCAAGCAGCUGUUCUGGUCGUAGAGAGCGUAGCAUCUUCCGAGUGGCUCGGGUGGUGGGACAAGGAGCGCACUGGCGAAGCCUUUGCUCACAAAGUCGGGGAUGCCUGGGGGCUGGGCAACAGCGGCUGCGACAAUGGUGUGAUGCUAUUCUUGAGCAUCAACGAUCGCAUGUUCUACCUGAAAACUGCCAAGCGCACCAGGGAAGUGCUGACAGAUGGGAUGGCGGAUGUAAUCCUCAGCAACAUGCGGCCCAUGCUGAAGAGUGGAAAGACUGGCGGCGCCAUCAUGGAGGGUGUCACCGAGAUCUCCCUCGCCUUGCAGGGCCACACGAUCCCUGUGCACCACUCCAUUGGCGAGUACUUUGCUUGGUCUAUCCUGGCGCUUGUCUUUUGCUGCCAUUUGCCUCAGUUCAUUGCUUUCUUCAUGCUCGUCCUAGCCACGCUGUUGGCCGUUGUGCUCUAUCCAUUUGCGAAGCUGGCCGAUGCUGUGACCGCCUGUUGGCGGUCGCGAAGCAAAGCUCAGGCUGAGGAGGACUUGCAGCGAGUCCAGAAGGAGCUCGAAAGAGACGAGUUCAACCAAAGUAUGUGUCCCAUUUGCCUGGAGGACUUUGAAGACGAUGCCAAGAGCGGCAAAAGUAUUGACAAGCUGGAGUGCAAGCACUGCUUUCACGAAGCCUGCAUUAAGCCGUGGCUUCAAGCCCAUUCGAGCUGCCCCUUGUGCCGCUGCGACGUGGACGCGCAUCUCUCGGCAGAAGACCGUAAGAAGCCCGAGGAUUAUCGGAGGCGGCUCCGAUUCUAUUUGUCCAGGCUGAGCGCUCGCUAUCCCAGCACGUUUGUCCAGAGUGGGCCCACAUACUACCAGAACGAUGGCAUGUACUUUGUCUAUGUGCCGCGCCCAGAGCGAAGCUUGAAGCCGCGGCUGCAUCCAGACGAGCCAAAAGAAACUGAUGAGGAUGUGGCGGAGCACUUGCAGGGAGCAGUGGAGGCGUCGUUUCGGCUGAAGCGGUUGCUCAGCGAGGACCUCAAGGCUGCCAUAACCAACCAUCGGGAGGGAGUGAAGCGACCACGCUUUGAGCAGCCUCGUGCUGGUCAGGAGGAGUCUGCCAGAAUCGACCGCAUCCUUCGCAAGUGGGGCCUUCAAGGCGAGUCCGUGGUGCGGCACGUGCUGGAGGGCCUGUCCCUUUUCGAGCUCAAGGAGCUCGACACCUCGGGGUACUACCCAGACACCACCAACGAGUGGCGAGGCCCUGCAGAGCUCUCAGCUGUCCACAUUGCGCAGAUGCGAGAAAUGCUGGGCCCCAGCGGCUCGGCGGUAGAUGCUAUCCAAGCCUUUCGCGCACAUUGGAACUUGGACGGGACGCAAGAAGUGCGGCUUCGACUGCUUUGCCACAAGGACGUGCGCUACGUCAUGAGGCACUAUGACGGCACCCGGCCGCUCGAGGAGAUCAUGGAGGAGGCCAAGCCCAAAGAGCCGCUCAAGGGCCUCGCUGAGGGCGCCGCGCCCUCCUUCCCCUCGGGCUCCAAGGCCAUUGGCCGCUAUUACCGCCUUGAAAUCAUCGAUCCGACCACGGACGCCGUGGUAUUUGGGGACGCAAAUCUUUCCUUUGCGCUCAACCUGGCGCGACACAGAAAGGCCUUGGGCCACGUGGGCCGCGUCAUUGCCACUACCUUCGAGAAUUUGGAGCCGCCGGGCACAAACUCGGGCGGCACCGUCUCUGCAGCUUAA
This is a messenger RNA of Effrenium voratum, 2004 nucleotides long. The record is from the annotation of a GenBank genome assembly. Lineage: Eukaryota; Dinophyceae; Suessiales; Symbiodiniaceae.